AGGUACCGGUAUAGGUGUAGGCAACUUUACAGUGCAGGGAUACCACCUCUCACAAACCGAAAAAACCCCACCGAAGCCACUCCCAGUUUUUGAAAACCAACCUAAAAACUAGACUAACCAACCAAGUCUAUCUUACCAACUACCCCAUAAGCUACCAUGACAUCCCUUUACGUCUCCAAGGUCCAACCACGCGACGAGGACAAGGAAGUUUCCCUGUCGUCAUUGCUAGCUGCUCAUUGCAGUUCUAGUAAGACCAGAAGCAAACGUCCCAUGGGCUCCAAGAGUUUGAAUGACGCUCUAUCGCCUCCACCCAUGGCCGUAUUAUUGAAUGCGUCCCUUACGUCGCUAUCCGCUCCUUUUGCCAACAUUAUCCUUGCCAACAAUUCUAGUAGUAACAACAACUAUGCCACUCGUUGCAAAGCCUUGAAGGAAAGUGUCAACAAACCCGUCAAGGAUCAUCGACGACGAAGACCAUCCCUAGCGGAAGAAGACUUUGAAGAAAUGGAUGGCGACACUUCCACUUGCAACACUAGUAUUUUGACAGAAGACAAGUUCUCCAUUAGUUGCAGUUUCAGAUUGGACAACUCCAUCUCGGACAGAGACUUGGAGAAUCUGGACGAAUUGGGAGUGUCUCUAUCUCCAAAUGCCAGUACCCGCAGCACGAAAACCGACGAUAGUGAGCCUGAAGCUACAUCCUCCCAGGAGAACAAAGUUGCCGCCUUUUUCCACAAUAGAGCUCAAACCUUUUCCCGCAACUUGGAAACCAUUGGUCUCUUGUUGAUGGGAAAGCGAGUUAUGGUGUAGCUGCAAAACAGCUACUACCAAUGGGAGGGGAAAGACGGAGAGACACUCGAGGAGGACAACUAACUUUUCAAAACCAGCAAACAGAACAAACCAUGCAGAACGGGCGACCACACACAACGGCCAACCAAAAGCAGUCGCAGCAAAGGAAGAACCGGCACUUGUACCACCCACUUUACGUGGACAUUGCUGGUUGGUAACCAAAAGAAUCCCUUUGCUGCCUACGCUAGCUAGGUGGUACUGUGUCAGCUCGCACCCCGACAAAGAAGCACUGAACGAUUGAAUCAUUCAGUGCCAAGCCGCCAGAAAGAGAAACGAUGUACGAACAAUCCUUGUUGCAACCACGUAUCUGCCCAAGCAACGGCAAACACACCAACAACACUGGAAGAAUCAGCAUUGCACCACAUACCAUCCUAUCCUCCCUCUUCCUUCCUCCUAGCACCUUCCUCUUCCAUCUGUUCAAAUAGAUGGGAAGUGGGCAUGAAUGCUGAUUAGAAGAACUAAAGGAAUCCCUCUGUUGUUGUGUUGGCAGCGUUGUUUAUCAGAUACUAGCAGAAUCAAAACUACAGACAUCUUAGCAAGAAAGAUUUGUACAUGUCUAAACCAUCCUGUAGCUAGCUAGAUGUUCGG
Messenger RNA from Seminavis robusta, 1431 nucleotides. NCBI's taxonomy places the organism in Eukaryota, Bacillariophyta, Bacillariophyceae, Naviculales, Naviculaceae. The record is from the annotation of a GenBank genome assembly.